Messenger RNA from Pediculus humanus corporis (human body louse), 1185 nucleotides. Its product is annotated as LIM/homeobox protein Lhx3, putative. Gene Ontology annotation, cellular component: nucleus. NCBI's taxonomy places the organism in Eukaryota, Metazoa, Arthropoda, Insecta, Psocodea, Pediculidae. Gene Ontology annotation, biological process: neuron differentiation; regulation of transcription by RNA polymerase II. Bases 1 to 1185 code for a protein of 394 amino acids. Gene Ontology annotation, molecular function: RNA polymerase II transcription regulatory region sequence-specific DNA binding; DNA-binding transcription factor activity, RNA polymerase II-specific. The record is from RefSeq and is a predicted model, not a curated record. The transcript is spliced from 7 exons.
AUGAUUAAGAUGGUGGUGGUAGUGGUAGGGGUAGUAAGUAGUCGUUGCAGCGAAGUACCCGGAGGUCUACCGGGUAGUGGAGGCAUGUUGCUAGCAUGUGCCGGUUGUGACAAACCAAUAUUAGAUAAGUUCCUUCUAAACGUCCUCGACAGAACGUGGCACGCGGAAUGUGUGAGAUGUCACGAUUGCAGAGCGGCAUUAGCUGACAAAUGUUUUAGUAGAGAAGGAAAACUUUUUUGUAGAAAUGAUUUUUUUAGGAGGUAUGGUACAAAAUGUGGGGGGUGUCUUCAAGGUAUAUCACCGAGUGAUUUAGUACGGAAAGCUCGAGAUAAAGUUUUUCAUUUAAAUUGUUUUACUUGCAUGGUGUGCAGAAAACAAUUGUCCACAGGUGAAGAAUUAUACGUUUUAGAUGACAACAAAUUUAUAUGUAAAGAAGACUAUUUAACAGGGAAAACAAGUUCCGGCUCUCUCGACGGUGAUCCCGAAACAAGGGAUUCACAAACGGAAAAUAAAUCACCGGACGAUGGUAAUUCGGGGUCGAAAAGAAGAGGGCCAAGAACAACAAUAAAAGCUAAACAACUAGAAAUUCUUAAAAAUGCCUUUUCACAAACGCCAAAACCUACAAGGCAUAUAAGAGAACAAUUAGCCAAAGAAACUGGUUUACCAAUGAGAGUCAUUCAAGUAUGGUUUCAAAAUAAAAGAAGUAAAGAAAGACGACUGAAACAAUUAACAUCCAUGGGUAGGGGACCAUUUUUUGGUAGUUCGCGUAAAAUGAGAGGUUUUCCAAUGAAUUUAAGUCCCGGAGGUUUGGAUGACGGACCUCCCGGAUUUCCUUAUUUCGCUACUGCCGAUGGUAAAUUCGAAUUCGGGUAUGGCGGACCGGGUUUUCAUCACGAUUUUUUUCCCGGACAUCAUCCUCAUCAAGGACCGGGAGGACCUUUACCUUUUCCCGGACCAGGAGGACCCAUGGAUGGAAGCAUACCCAUGCACGGAGGGGAAUUUGGUGGUAUAACGCCGGAACCACCACCGGGUUUCAUGCCCGGACCACCGCCUGGACCCGAACAACAGCAACAGCAAAUAAUGUCUCAAAGAUCGAGCCCCGAAUUUAUAAGCACUCAACUAUUAGGUGGUAAUAAUGGAUUUUCAGAUCCUCCAACGUCGCAAAAUGAAGGAUUGGUUUGGUAG